GACAAUUUAAGAAGAAUAACCUUGUUUAUAUCAUUGAUUAUAAUAAGUUCAGAUUUUUGAAACUUGCUUGUUUUUUUUGCAAUUUGUACAAGUAAAGUUUGACAGACAUGACUGCGUUUGAAGAAUUCGGAGUCUUGCCAGAAAUCGCCAAAGCUAUAGAUGAAUUGGAAUGGAGUUUACCCACUGAUAUACAGGCAGAGGGGAUACCCUUGGUGCUUGGUGGUGGAGAUGUUCUCAUGGCUGCUGAAACUGGCAGUGGUAAAACAGCGGCAUUUUGUUUACCAAUUAUUCAAAUUGUAUGGGAAACCAUAAAAGAUAUACAAUCUGGAAAACUAGCUAAAGUAGCGAGCAAUUCUUCUCCUCCAUGGACAAUGUCAACACAUGAUAGAGAUUCUGCUUUAGCUGUGGCUCCAGAUGGACUUAGAGUCCAAUCACGUGAACAAAAAGAGUGGCAUGGUGUAAGAUGUACAAGGGGUGUUUUAGGUGGAAAGUGGGGAUUUGAAGCAACUGUAACUGAUGAAGGUUUGUGUCGAGUUGGAUGGUCUACACUAAAUGCAAACCUGGACCUUGGAACUGACAGAUGUGGGUAUGGCUUUGGUGGUACAGGAAAAAAGUCUAAUAAUCGGCAGUUUGAUAAUUAUGGGGAACCUUUUGGCAAAAAUGAUACAAUUACUUGCUUAUUGGAUAUGGAUAAAGGAGAAAUAAAAUUUCUGAAAAACGGGGUAGAUCUCGGAAUAGCAUUUUCAAAUCUUAAUACAAAGGAAGCUUACUUUCCUGCUGUUGUUCUAAAGAAUGCCGAGAUGGCUUUCAAUUUUGGUGAUAAACCAUUUAAGCACAGUUUGCCUGACAAGUACUUGCCUUUAAUAAAUGCUGUUAAAGAACAAGUAGCUAUGAAUACAAUUGGACAAGGCUCUUCUGGGGAACCAUCAACAAAAGUGGCAAACAAUGCACCACAAGCUGUAAUAAUAGAACCAUCGAGGGAAUUAGCAGAACAGACUUGUAACCAAAUAAAACUUUUUAAAAAGCAUUUGCAAAAUCCAUCCAUUCGAGAACUUCUAGUAAUUGGUGGUGUAAAUGUCAGGGACCAGAUUUCAUUUUUGCAAAAUACAGGCGCGGACAUAAUAGUCGGCACACCAGGAAGACUAGAAGACCUUAUUCAUGGAGGUUAUCUUUCCUUAUCCAAUUGUCGAUUUUUUGUCCUUGAUGAAGCGGAUGGACUUCUAAAACAAGGUUAUGGUGACCUCAUAGAGAGAUUGCACAAGGCAAUGCCUAAAAUUACUUCCGAUGGACGAAGACUGCAAAUGAUUGUUUGUAGUGCCACUCUUCAUGCAUUUGAGGUCAAGAAAAUGGCAGAAAAGCUUAUGCAUUUCCCAACAUGGGUAGAUCUUAAAGGUGAAGAUGCCGUCCCCGAAACUGUUCACCACGUCGUUGUUCCUGUAGACCCACAGAAUGACAGAAGUUGGCAAAAUCUCAGAAGACACAUUAUAACAGAUGGAGUCCACCAGCAAGAUAAUGUGAGACCAGGAAACAACAGCCCUGAAACACUUAGCGAAGCUGUCAAAUUAUUAAAAGGCGAAUAUGUUAUUCGGGCAUUGUGUGUGCAUAAUAUGGACAGAGCUAUAAUUUUCUGCAGAACAAAACUUGACUGUGACAACUUGGAAAAAUACUUGAAGCAGAUUGAUAAAAUGAAAUUUUCUUGUGUUUGUCUUCAUGGUGACAGGAAACCCAACGAGAGGAAACGAAAUUUGGAAUUGUUUAAAAAUGGGGAUGUUAAAUAUUUGAUUUGUACUGAUGUGGCAGCUCGAGGUUUAGAUAUUUCUGGUCUCCCAUUUAUGAUCAAUGUCACAUUACCAGAUGAAAAGUCCAACUAUGUGCACAGAAUCGGUCGUGUGGGUCGAGCCGAGCGAAUGGGAUUAGCUAUUAGCCUUGUCGCAAGUGUACCAGAAAAGGUUUGGUAUCAUGGAGAGUGGUGCCAUUCGCGUGGAAGAAAUUGUUGGAACACCAAUUUGACAGAUGUCAAAGGCUGUUGCAUGUGGUAUAAUGAACCACAGUAUCUGGCUGAUAUAGAAGAACACUUGAAUGUAACAAUUCAACAAAUAGAACCAGAUAUGCAGGUACCACAUGAUGAUUUUGAUGGAAAAGUGGUUUAUGGACAAAAGAGGCAACAUGCUGGCUCCAACUACACUAACCAUACUGCCCAAAUGGCUCCGAUAGUUAAGGAUUUAUCCAAACUGGAAAGUGAAGCGCAGUUAAUUUAUUUGAAACGUCAUCUUACUAAAACAGCGCGCAUGGCUUAAAAUUUCAGAAUGUACUGGUGUAUUGUGAAUCUUGAAAUAAAAGUUUGAUUAAAAAGUCAUUAGUGACACAAUAUUAAAAAAUUUCAUACUCUGUUAAAGCUGUGAAUUGUGCAGGUA
Cylas formicarius (sweet potato weevil) is the source of this 2414-nucleotide messenger RNA. It is a transcript of the gene Ddx1, whose product is annotated as ATP-dependent RNA helicase Ddx1. The coding region runs from base 108 to 2297 and encodes 729 amino acids. The record is from RefSeq and is a predicted model, not a curated record. NCBI's taxonomy places the organism in Eukaryota, Metazoa, Arthropoda, Insecta, Coleoptera, Brentidae. Gene Ontology annotation, molecular function: nucleic acid binding; protein binding; ATP binding. The transcript is spliced from 13 exons.